AUGACAAAAAAUACUCGCUCUAAAAACUCGCAAAUCAAUGAUUCUUGCUUGGUGACAUCAUUAAGUGUAGAAAAUCUCCGUGAAAUCAUCGAGGAAAUAGUAAAAACGAGAACAAAUGAGCUUGUAGAAAAUAUCCAGUGCCUACUUAAAGAAGUAUCCGACUUAAAGGAACAAUCGGCGAUCGAAGAUAAAAGUGAGGCCAAUAAUCAAAAUACUAUCAUUGUAUCCAACCAAAAAAUCGAUAAGAAAAAAAGACGAUUAGAGGUGAAGAUACCGGAGCGUCAGAAAAAUACACAGCAGCGACAGUCUAUCGUCAAGAAAAAACAAAAAAAUGCAAUUAUUGGGAACGGGGAUGCCGACUUGAAUUUUGCUGGGGCAGCAAGAAGAAUUUGGUUGCAUCUAGGAAGAGAAUUUAUUAUCGAGUCAUUAUCACAUGAUACGCAGAGGAAUGGGUCGUUUAAAAUUGGGGCCGACAUGGAUCUCAAAGAUAUUCUGUAUUCAGCUAACUUCUGGCCAAAAAAUCCAUACUGUGUCGAAAUGCAUGCAGAGUUCUGUGGGGUCGAGGUCCCUCGAGCUAAAACAAUUAUUAUCACAGUUUACAGACCAUCAACUUCACGUCAUUUUCAAAUACUCUUAGACAAACUUGAAGAAAUACUAAGUUCAUUAGCUACAAGAACUAAUUAUUUAGUUCUGAUUGGUGAUUUCAUUAAGGACAUUCUAAUUAAAUCGGCCGAAAUUCACGCCUUACUUGAUCUUGCCGAAUCAUUUGGACUAAAAGCUAAAAUAAUGGAUCCUACUAGAGUUUCUAAAUGGACAGCAACCACCGUUGACAAUAUUAUCACCGAUUUGAGUGAUGAUUCGUGCUCGUUUGGAAUAUUGGAACCAGGAUUAUCUGAUCACAGUGGUCAAUAUAUUUGUCUUCACGCAGUCAGUAAUAUCGUCCGUAACAAUUAUUAUUUUAGCAGACCAGUAAAUGAUAUGGGUCUAAGCAAAUUACGUGAUCAUCUCAUAUCCGUGGAUUGGUUAUCUAUGCAAACCAAUUGUGAUGUUAACACUUUUGCUACAUACCUAGUUACAACAUAUCAGCGAUUGAUCAAACUCUGUUUUCCGCUAAAAAAACGUAUCAUAUCCAACAAAUGUACCAUCAGCUGGUUUAACGACGACUUGCGACGUAUGAGGGAUUCAAUUGCUGCGAUCAAAAUAAUUUCUGACUGUACCCAAGACCUUAGUGAUAAAAAAGCAUACCAACAAGCAAGAUCCCUUUAUAAAAAAUCCAUAAUGAAUGCUAAACAAAACGCAUACAGCUCGUACAUUGCUCAGUCUGAUAAUAUUCCCAAAGACAGCUGGCGAUUUAUCAACUGCUUGCGAAAUAAAAAUAAAAAUAACUCCAAUCAGAAAAACACAAAAUUUGACGCUAAUGAAUUUAACAGUUAUUUUUCCAAUAUAGCUGAUGAAAUUCUAAAAGGGAUCGACAAAACUGACGUACGUACACCGGAUAUUUUGUUGAAUACCAUGCCUAAAAUUUGUAAUAAUUUUUUCUUAGAGCCUACAUGUGAUAACGAAAUUUCAAAUAUUAUCAACAACCUAAAGAACUCCAACUGCACCGACGUAUACGGUAUCAAUUCUAAAAUUCUAAAAGAGACCGUGAGUUUAAUAUUAACACCUCUGACUAACUUUUUUAACGAAUGUCUUGGAAGUGGGGUGUUUCCUGACAGCUUGAAAUUUAGCAAAAUUAUACCUAUCCAGAAAAAGGGCGAUGCGGCUCUGCUUGACAAUUAUAGACCCAUUAUCAUUAUCCCAAUAUUUGGCAAAGUUUUAGAAAUACUAAUUAAAUCACGACUGACCAAAUAUUUUGAGAAAUUUCGCGUAAUCAACGAAGCACAAUUUGGCUUCAGAUCAGGCAAAGCAACAACGCAGGCCUUAUUACGAGUUAUGGAACUUGUAGUCGACGGUUUAGAAAAUAGUGAAAUUAAUAUGGUCACACUUUGCGAUCUAAGCAAAGCCUUUGACUGUGUCAGUCAUACCACGCUAAUGACAAAACUGGAAUUCUAUGGUGUUAGAGGCAUUCCACACAAGCUCUUUUCUUCGUAUUUAUCUAAUAGAAAGCAAUGUUCGGCAGUGAAUAACAUGCAAUCCGCGUUUACAACAGUAAAACAUGGUGUUCCGCAAGGGUCCGUUUUAGGGCCCCUGCUUUUUAUUAUUUAUACAAACGAUUUCUAUAAUUUUAUAAACAAGAAAGCAAAUUGUGUGCUAUACGCCGAUGAUACCUCACUAAUCACGUCAGAUCGUUGUAUUAACAGUUUACUAAACAAAGCCGAAACAGCGCAAAAAUAUGCAGACAUCUGGUUUGCCUCUAACUCUCUAAAACUUAAUAAAAAUAAAACACAAGAAAUCUUAAAUAUCAUCCAAUAG
This is a messenger RNA of Zophobas morio, 2412 nucleotides long. RefSeq lists its product as uncharacterized. Lineage: Eukaryota; Metazoa; Arthropoda; Insecta; Coleoptera; Tenebrionidae. The transcript has 5 exons. The coding region runs from base 1 to 2412 and encodes 803 amino acids. The record is from RefSeq and is a predicted model, not a curated record.